This is a messenger RNA of Colletotrichum navitas, 1056 nucleotides long. RefSeq names its product ribosomal protein L4/L1. Gene Ontology annotation, molecular function: structural constituent of ribosome; RNA binding. Gene Ontology annotation, cellular component: cytosolic large ribosomal subunit; ribosome. Bases 1 to 1056 code for a protein of 351 amino acids. Lineage: Eukaryota; Fungi; Ascomycota; Sordariomycetes; Glomerellales; Glomerellaceae. The transcript has 3 exons. Gene Ontology annotation, biological process: translation. The record is from RefSeq and is a predicted model, not a curated record.
AUGGCUUCGAGACCUACCGUCACCAUCAUCGGCAAGGAUGGCAAGUCCUCCGGCAACACCCACACCCUGCCGGCUGUCUUCCUGAGCCCUAUCCGCCCCGAUAUCGUCCAGGAGGUUCACAAGGGCAUGGCCAAGAACAAGCGCCAGCCCUACUCCGUCAGCGAGAAGGCCGGUCACCAGACCUCUGCCGAGUCUUGGGGAACUGGUCGCGCUGUUGCCCGUAUCCCCCGUGUCUCCGGUGGUGGUACUCACCGCGCCGGUCAGGCCGCCUUCGGUAACAUGUGCCGUUCCGGUCGCAUGUUCGCCCCUACCAAGACGUGGCGCAAGUGGCACGUCAAGGUCAACCAGGGCCAGAAGCGCUACGCUACUGUCUCUGCCAUCGCCGCCUCCGGCGUUGCCCCUCUCCUCCAGGCCCGCGGUCACCAGAUCUCCAACGUCCCCGAGGUUCCCCUCGUCGUCGACUCGGCUCUCUUCGAGAACGCCGCCGUCGCUCGCACCGCCGCUGCCGUCUCUCUCCUGAAGACCGUCGGCGCUGCCGACGACGUCGAGAAGGUCAAGAAGUCCAAGAAGCUCCGCGCCGGUAAGGGCAAGCUCCGUGGCCGCCGCUUCCGCCAGCGCCGCGGCCCCUUGGUCAUCUACGACCCCGAGGUCGACGGCAAGGAGCUCGUCACCGCCUUCCGCAACGUCCCCGGUGUCGAGACCUCCCCCGUCACCGCCCUCAACCUCCUCCAGCUCGCCCCCGGUGGCCACCUCGGCCGCUUCGUCGUCUGGACCUCUGCCGCCUUCAAGUCCCUGGACACCAUCUACGGCACCACCACCGAGCCCUCCGCCCUCAAGAAGGACUUCCUGCUGCCCUCCAACAUCGUCUCCCAGAGCGACCUGAGCCGUCUGAUCAACAGCUCGGAAACCCAGUCCGCCCUGAACGAGCCCAAGGGCUACGCUCUGACCCGCCGCUCCGCGGUCCAGAAGAAGAACCCCCUCAAGAACAAGCAGGUCAUGCUCCGCCUGAACCCCUACGCCUCGGUAUUCUCCAAGGCGGCUGCCCAGAAGAAAUAA